AUGGAAAACCCUCCUGAUACGAGGCUUGAUUUCCUCGGUAACUUCGUUCAAAAGACAUUGAAGCUUAAGCCAGAAAAAUGGGCACGACUAUUGGCAACAGAGGAACUGAAAGUUGUUGUCAUGGAAUUUCUUGAUAAGCCAGAGACAAUUGUCCUUAUUAUCCUACAGAAUGCUGCAGCUCAGCUGAUUCCAUCUACUACUUUCCCAGUCAAUCUCAAGAGCAAGGCAGCCUACUUCAUCAAGAAGUCUAAACUGGUCGUACCAAAGGAGAAUCUGAGUGAAGUUUUGAUACUCGGUGACUUGGCCACUAAACCCAUCGAACAGCUCGCCGUCCUGGUUGAUGAGAUAUUCGUUCCUCUGCUGUCCAACCCAAGCAACCACAAGAACUGGCCGCCGGUGGUAGCACAGGACGUGUCGCAACAUGUCCACUCUCUCAAGAGCACGGUACAUCAGGUGAGAGGUCAGGUGUUGGGACAGACUGUACUGCCGAUGCCCGUCGGCAUAGAGCGAGUCCAUGAAGCUGAACGAGAACUGGUCGAGAGCAACGGAGAAAUUGUUGAUUUGUACCUCAAGUCAGCAAUAGAAGGUGUGAUAAUCAAAUGGGCCACUCAGAUCAAUGACAUACUAACUGAAGAAAGCGGACAAGCGUUUGCCAACGGACAAAAUCCAACACCUAUUGCAGAAAUCACCUUCUGGGAAGGAAGACUACGGAACCUUCAGUUCAUCUAUGAACAACUCCGAGAUGAAAGGGUGUGGAAGAUGGCUGUUAUUCUAGAGCGAACAGACAGCGCUUACUUCCCCUGCUUCAAGAACAUUUUUCGUAACAUUGUUGCUGCCCUGACAGAGGCUAAAGAUAUCUGCAAGUUCCUGAAGCCGCUGGCCAAACACUUCACGACGCUGGAGGAGACAGACUUUUCCGAUGUCGCCCCUUGUCUCAAACCUCUGAUGCACGUUGUGUGCCUGGUGUGGGCAAACUCCCGCUACUACUGCAACUCUGGGAAAAUCAUCAUUCUGCUGAAGGAGAUCUGCAAUCUCAUCAUCCACCAGGCAAAACGAUAUUUGGAUCCUUCGUCAAUAUUUCAAACAGAUGUUGAUGAAGCGAAGCAAAGAGUUCAGUUGUCAAUAACGAUAAUGAAGACAUUCAGGGAAAUAUUUGACGAGUACAAAGACAACCUUAUUCCGUUCUUCAAGGAUCGUCAACCUCAACUAUGGACAUUCCAUCCGAACGUGAUCUUUGCACGAUUUCAACUAUUUCUUGACAGGCUGCAUACCAUCCAGUGGUUCUUCGACACAGUCCUGGAGUUCAUGAAGCUGGAGCGUGUGGAGAUCGGAGGGUUGAAAGGACGGGCUCUCAGCUCCAGGAUUCUCCAGGUUUCUCGGGAGUUUAACGAUCACUUUACCGUUUUUGCCAGCAAGACUUACGACGUCCUAGAUCCUGAGGAUCCUUCCUUCCUCAUUGACUACGAGGCCUUCCAAGGUAACAUUGAGGAUUUGGAUCGUAGACUUGCCUCCAUUCUGUGUCAGGCGUUUGACGACUGCUCCAACCUUGAGAGCGUCUUUAAGUUAAUUGAGAUUGUUGGCUCGGUACUGGAGCGACCUCUGAUCAAAGAUGAGUUCACUGGGAAAUAUCAACUGAUUGUCAACAUGCUAGAACACGAAAUGUCUACUUCAGAGGAAUUGUUCAAUGAGCAGAUGGAAGAGUUCAUGACGACAGGCCGGAUGCCGGUGGCCAAAAACAUGCCUCCUGUGGCUGGCGCAUUACAAUGGACGGCUCAGCUACGCCAACGCAUCACGCUGCCCAUACAUAGCUUCAAGAGUCUCGACCAUGUGAUCGUCCAGUCGCCAGAUGCCCAGGCUGUGCUAGAGAGAUACGAGGCCCUGAUGGCACUUCUGGCGGAGUUUGACCAGCGAUUGUUUUCAGAGUGGGCUAAUUGUAUUCCAUCGCAGAUAGUUCGAAAUCUCAAACGAUCUUUACUCACUCGAACCAAGAACAACAGUGAACUGUUGCUCAACUUUCAUAACCAGCUCACAGCAAUUUUACGAGAGGUGCAUUAUCUUCAACUUGCGGAAAAAGAAGAAAUACCUGAAGAAGCGUUGAAGCUCUAUGAGAAAAGAGAUGUUUUUAGAAAGUACACCGUGCAACUCAAUUUGACAAUCGACUGGUACAACAAAGUGAGGAAGCACAGUAGAGAAGUUGAGUUUGAGUUAGUCAGGGAACAAGUAGAUGAGAUCGACCAACUCAUACAGAAAGGCCAAAAAGAGCUGGAUUGGAACUCAGACAACCUAUGGCAGUUCAUCGAGCGACUGAACGCUCUCGUAGAGGAGCUACAAGGUAGGAUUCAGAAGACACAAGUCAACGUACAACAGAUGGAGGCUGUGAUGAGCACUUGGCGCAAACAUCCUCUAUUUGAGCGCAAGGACGGGAAGAAGGACACCUUACUGUUCAUUGAGGAGAGAGCCGACCGUGCUGCUAAACGAUAUGCAGAGAUUGGUGUGGCUGCCAAUGAGAUUCACCAGCUGUUGAAGGAGAACUGCACACUGUUCAACAUGGAUAGCAACUUGGAAGGCAAGCAGUGGCUGGACUAUGUCGUGUACGUGGACGGUAUUGUGGCAGAGGCGCUCUUGAAGACCAUUGGUUGCAGCCUGGGCUAUCUAGCGGAGCACAUGGACCCGACCAACAACUUUGCUCCGCUGUUUGAGGCCCACCUAGAGCUGAGGGAGCCUGACUUGGUGUUUGUUCCUCCUCUAGACUCUGACAACCCUGACAAUUUCUCCCACCUGGUCCAGGGUCUGAUUGACGCUAUCAUCAAGAUGGCCAAUCUCAUACCCAGGAUAGCCACACACUACGACUUCUCUGACUAUCAGCAUGACAUGGAGAAUAACAUUGACAUCAGUGACAUGAAGAAAGAUAUAAUGGAGAGUGUGAAAAGUGUCAUGGAAGAGGCUAACGAGUUCUGCAGUGGGUUUGAAGUGUAUUCAUACCUCUGGCUAGACGACCGUAUGAUGUACAUGCAGCAGUUCCUCAUGUACGGCAGACAGCUGAACAUUGAGGAGUUGGAGUUGUUGGCUGUAGGGGACGCCUGUGCUCCUGAAUCCACCCCUCCCAACAUGGAUAAGUUCAAAGAACAGAUCGACCAGUUUGAGAACCUGUAUUCUGAGGUGGAAGACCUAGACUCACUCCAGAUCUUCAGCUGUUGGUUCCAGGUAGACAUCAGCCCCUUCAAGCAAGCGCUGCUCAACACUGUACGCAAGUGGGGCCACAUGUUUAAACAACACCUCAUAGAACACGUCACAUCUAGCCUGUCAGAUCUGGCCGACUUCAUACACAAAGCUGACGAGGGACUACUGCAGCCUGUCGAGGAGGGAGAUUACGAGGGCCUGGUCAAUGUGAUGGGUUACCUCAUGAACGUGAAGGAGCGACAAGCCACGACUGACGACAUGUUUGAACCAAUCAGAAACACCAUCGAGCUGCUUAAACACUACGACCAGGAACUACCAGAGGAAGUGAACGUGUUGCUGCAGGAAUUGCCAGAGCAAUGGAACAACACCAAGAAGAUUGCAGUGGUUGUGAAACAACAGGUCGCUCCACUACAGGCCAGUGAAGUGUCUUCCAUUAGGAACAAGAUAGCUGCCUUUGAUGGAAGCCAGUCUGCCUACAGGGAGUACUUUAAAAAGGCUCCAUUCCUAAGAUAUGAUUGUAAAGAUCCAUACAAAAUGCUGGAUGACACAGAUCAAAUCAUUCACAACCACGAAGUUGAAAUGCAGAGGAUUCAAGAGAGUGCUUCACUGUUUGAAGUUAACGUUCCUGACUUUAAACAGCUGAAACAGUGCCGUAGAGAACUCAGGAUGCUGAAGCAACUUUGGGAUUACGUACACAUCGUCCAAACAAGUGUGGAAGAUUGGAAAACGACUCCAUGGAGACAAAUUGACGUUGAAAACAUGGACUUGGAAUGUAAAAAGUUUGCCAAAGAAAUACGAGCUCUGGAUAAGGAAAUGCGCACCUGGGAUGCGUAUAUCCAGCUGGAAGCUGCGGUCAAAAACAUGUUGACCUCUCUCAGAGCCGUCGGAGAACUUCAGAACCCAGCUAUCAGAGAGCGACACUGGCAACAGCUCAUGAAGUCCACAAAGGUGAAGUUCGUAAUGGACGAGGGAACAACGUUGAGCGACCUUCUGGCACUGAACCUGCACGAGUGUGAGGACGAGGUGAAGAACAUUGUAGACAAGGCAGUGAAGGAGAUGUCCAUGGAGAAGAUCCUGAGGGAGCUACACAGUACCUGGAGCACCAUGGAGUUCCAGCAAGAGUGUCACACACGAACCGGGAGCACACUACUCCGGGCCAGCGAGGAGUUGAUAGAGACUCUGGAGGAGAACCAGGUUCAACUACAAAACCUGAUCACGUCCAAGUUCAUCGCUCAUUUCCUGGAGGAAGUGUCUGCCUGGCAGUCCAAACUGAGCGUCGCUGAUCAAGUCAUUACCAUAUGGUUCGAGGUUCAACGGACCUGGGUGCAUCUAGAGUCAAUCUUCAUGAGCUCUGAAGACAUCCGCAGGAAGCUGCCUGAGGAUUCAGCCAGAUUUGACCGCAUUGACACAGAAUUCAAAGUUCUGAUGGAGGACAUGUCUAAAACCCCAAAUGUAGUUGAGGCAACAAACAAAACCGAUCUGGUCAAGGUUCUGGAAGAUCUACAGAAGGAGUUGACGCUUUGUGAAAAGGCUCUAGCAGAAUAUCUGGAGACUAAGAGAUUGGCUUUUCCAAGGUUCUACUUUGUAUCUUCAGCUGAUCUUCUGGAUAUACUGUCCAACGGGAACCAACCAGAGCUAGUCGCCAAGCACUUGACAAAGCUGUUUGAUUCUAUGGCUCGUCUCAAAUUCGUGCCAGGAGAGGUGGAGGGCACCAAGAGUGCGUUGGGGAUGCACGCUAAAGACGGAGAAUAUGUGGAGUUCAACCACGACUGCGAUUGUAGCGGACCUGUGGAAGUAUGGCUAAACAGGCUCCAAGAUGCCAUGAGAACUACAAUACGUCAUUACUUCGCUGAGGGAGUGGUAAGUUACGAGGAGAAACCCAGAGAACAAUGGCUCUUCGACUACCCAGCCCAAGUUUCUCUUUGCGGCACUCAGAUUUGGUGGACUACGGAGGUGAACAUUGCCUUCUCACGGUUGGAAGAGGGAUAUGAAAAUGCAAUCAAGGACUAUCAGAAAAAACAGAUAUACCAGUUGAGUACGCUGAUUUCCCUUCUCAUCGGAGAACUUACGCGGGGAGAUCGACAGAAGAUCAUGACGAUAUGUACAAUUGACGUACACUCACGGGACAUGGUCGCCAGACUGAUCCAAGCAAAGGUAGAGAACGCUCAAGCCUUCCAGUGGCAAUCGCAAUUGAGACACAGGUGGGACGAGCGUGAGAGGGACUGUUACGCCAACAUUUGCGACGCUCAGUUCCGCUACUGUCACGAGUACCUCGGCAACACACCGCGGCUCGUCAUUACGCCACUCACUGACAGAUGCUACAUCACGCUCACCCAGUCUCUUCAUCUGGUGAUGGGAGGAGGUCCUGCUGGUCCAGCUGGUACUGGCAAGACUGAGACUACCAAGGAUCUGGGCAGAGCGCUGGGCAUCAUGGUCUACGUGUUCAACUGCUCUGAACAGAUGGACUACAAGUCCUGUGGUAACAUAUACAAGGGACUUGCCCAGACUGGAGCUUGGGGCUGCUUUGAUGAGUUCAACAGAAUCUCCGUAGAGGUACUGUCUGUUGUGGCAGUCCAGGUCAAAUCUGUUCAAGACGCCAUACGAGACAAGAAGAGUCUGUUCAACUUCAUGGGAGAGAUGAUCGCAAUGGUGCCAACAGUGGGGAUCUUCAUAACAAUGAACCCUGGUUAUGCUGGCCGAACUGAGCUACCUGAGAAUCUUAAAGCUUUGUUCAGACCGUGUGCCAUGGUUGUGCCAGACUUUGAGUUGAUCUGUGAGAUCAUGUUGGUGGCCGAGGGUUUCCAGGAGGCUCGCGUCCUCGCAAGGAAGUUCAUCACUCUGUACACCUUGUGCAAGGAACUUCUCAGCAAACAAGACCACUACGACUGGGGAUUGAGAGCCAUCAAGUCUGUUUUGGUGGUCGCUGGUUCUCUCAAGAGAGGUGACCCCGGCCGGCCAGAAGAAGAGGUGCUUAUGCGAGCCCUCCGAGACUUCAACAUUCCGAAGAUCAUUACAGACGACGUGCCUGUUUUCAUGGGCCUCAUCGGAGACUUGUUCCCAGCUUUGGACGUGCCGAGGAAACGAGAUAUGGAGUUUGAGCGAACGGUGAAACAAGCUGCGAUGGACCUUCUAUUGCAACCUGAGGAUAACUUCAUCCUGAAGGUGGUUCAGCUGGAGGAGUUGCUGGAAGUGCGACACUCGGUGUUUGUGGUUGGUAACGCUGGCACUGGCAAGACCCAGGUGUGGAAGACGCUUCUCAAGACGUACCACAACAUGAAACGCAAACCUGUCUUCAACGACCUCAACCCAAAGGCCGUCACCAAUGACGAACUGUUCGGCAUCAUCAACCCCGCCACCAGGGAGUGGAAGGAUGGUUUAUUCUCUGUCAUCAUGAGAGAACAGGCCAACCUAAAUGGAGAUCAUCCUAAAUGGAUCAUUCUGGAUGGAGACAUUGAUCCCAUGUGGAUUGAAUCUCUCAACACCGUCAUGGAUGACAACAAGAUCCUAACUCUGGCCAGCAACGAGCGGAUCGCCCUCAACCCGUCGAUGAGGCUGUUGUUUGAGAUAUCUAACCUGCGCACAGCCACCCCGGCAACUGUCUCUCGUGCGGGCAUCCUUUACAUCAACCCGCAGGAUCUCGGCUGGAACCCCUAUGUUACCAGUUGGAUCGAGACAAGAGAGCACACAUCCGAGAAGUCAAACCUUGUCAUUCUGUUUGACAAGUACAUCCCAUCAUGUCUGGAGAAUGUUCGAACACGGUUCAAGAAGAUCACUCCCAUCGUAGAGAUGGCGCAUAUACAGAUGCUCUGUCAUCUUCUCAACUGUCUUCUCUCGCCCACCAACACCCCACUGGACUGUCCCAAGGAGUGGUACGAGUUGUACUUCUGCUUCGCCUGCGUUUGGGCCUUUGGAGCAGCUAUGUUUCAGGACCAGACGGUCGACCACCGAGUUGAGUUCACCAAAUGGUGGAUCAAUGAGUUCAAAUCCAUAAAGUUCCCACCGCAAGGCACUGUGUUCGACUACUACAUUGAUGUGGAGACGAAGCAGUUCCUGCCGUGGACAGAGCGACUGCCCAAGUUUGAACUGGACCCGGACAUGCCACUACAAGCUGUACUGGUCCACACGGCAGAGUCCAUAAGAGUCCGCUACUUUGUGGACCUCCUCAUGGACAACAAACACCCCGUGAUGUUGGUGGGUAACGCUGGCUGUGGCAAAACUGUUUUGGUCAAUGAGAAACUGACCAGCCUCUCUGAGAACUAUGCGGUCGCCAACGUUCCGUUCAACUUCUAUACCACAUCAGAAAUGCUACAAAAAAUAUUAGAAAGACCGCUGGAAAAGAAAGCUGGCAGGAACUACGGACCCCCUGGAAACAAAACCUUAGUGUACUUCAUUGACGAUAUGAACAUGCCCGAGGUUGACGCUUACGGCACCGUCCAGCCUCACACCCUCAUACGUCAACAUCUGGACUACAUGCACUGGUACGACCGCACCAAGUUGACACUCAAGGACAUACACAACUGUCAAUACGUGGCCUGCAUGAACCCUACAGCUGGCAGCUUCACUAUCAACCCGAGGCUGCAACGUCACUUCUGUGUCUUUGCUGUCAGCUUCCCCAACUCGGAGUCGCUGAGUAUGAUUUACUCGUCCAUUCUGAGUCAACAUUUCGCCAACGUGGAACAUCGUUUCCCCCACCUAGUAACAAGACUGUGUCCCAACGUGGUCGCAGCGACAAUCGCAGUUCACAACAAGGUUGCGCAAGUGUUCCUUCCUACAGCGAUCAAGUUCCACUACAUCUUCAACCUACGAGAUCUUUCAAAUGUCUUCCAGGGACUCCUGUUCAGUUCUAUGGACUGUCUCACUCAACCUACAGAUCUGGUUAGACUUUGGAUGCACGAGUCUCAAAGGGUAUACGGAGACAAGCUCACUGAUGAGAAAGACGCAGACGCCUUCAUGAAGAUCCAAAUAGACAUUGUCAAAAAGAGUUUUGAUGAGCUGGAUGAAGGUGCUGUGCUAGAGAGGCCCAACAUCUACUGCCACUUUGCCCAAGGUAUAGGAGAGCCCAAGUACAUGCCUAUCUAUGAGUGGCCAGUGCUCACCAGGCUACUACAAGAGGCCCUGGUCAGUUUCAAUGACCUUGUGGCCGCUAUGAACCUCGUGCUGUUUGAAGACGCCAUGAUGCAUGUUUGCAGGAUCAACCGAAUCCUCGAGUCUCCUCGUGGAAGUGCGCUGUUGGUUGGGGUAGGAGGUAGUGGCAAACAAUCGUUGGCUCGACUCGCAGCGUUCAUCUCCAGCUUGGAGGUGGCUCAGAUUCAGCUGAGGAAGGGCUACGGGAUAUUGGAUCUGAAGAUGGAACUGUCUGGGUUGUACCUGAAGGCAGGUCUGAAGAAUGUAGGCAUCAUGUUUCUAAUGACUGAUGCUCAAGUCCCCAGUGAAACAUUCCUUGUUCUCAUCAACGACCUCCUCGCUUCCGGAGAGGUUCCUGACCUCUUCCCCGAUGAUGAAGUGGAAAACAUCAUCUCCAGCGUUAGAAAUGAGGUGAAAGGAGCUGGUUUAGUAGACACCAGGGAGAACUGCUGGAAAUUCUUUAUCGACCGAGUCCGUCGCCAACUCAAGGUCGUGCUGUGUUUCUCCCCCGUUGGUUCUACUUUGAGGAUCCGAGCUCGUAAGUUCCCUGCUCUUGUAAACUCUACGUCCAUCAACUGGUUCCACGAGUGGCCACAAGAGGCGCUCAUAUCUGUCUCCAAGAAGUUUCUCCAAGGCCUGGAAGUUUUGCCGGAACAUUACCGAGAGUCGGUCGCCCGCUUCAUGUCCUACGUUCACAUCCAGGUUAACCAAACUUCCCGAGUUUACCUGCAGAGUGAACGGAGAUACAACUAUACAACCCCCAAGUCUUACUUGGAGCAGAUCUCAUUGUACUCCAAACUACUCCAGAUGAAGAGUGCGGAGUUGGCUAGUAAAGUGGAGCGGUUGGAGAACGGUCUGGAGAAACUCCGAAGUACAGCCGAGCAGGUUGACGAUCUCAAAGCAAAACUAGCUCUCCAAGAAGUGGAGCUGAAAAUCAAAAAUGAUGCAGCUGAUGCCCUCAUUGAAGUCGUCGGGAUUGAAACAGAAAAAGUAUCAAAAGAGAAAGCCAUCGCUGAUAGUGAGGAGCGCAAAGUAGCGAUGAUCGCUAAAGAAGUCACCAAGAAACAACAAGAUUGUGAGGAAGACUUGCUGAAAGCUGAGCCGGCCCUCAUAGCUGCACAGGAAGCCUUGAACACUUUGAACAAAGCCAACCUGACGGAGUUGAAGUCGUUUGGUUCACCGCCCGGAGCUGUCACCAACGUCACCGCUGCUGUCAUGGUGCUGCUGGCUCCCAACGGGAAAAUACCCAAGGAUCGCAGCUGGAAGGCAGCUAAGAUCGUGAUGGCCAAAGUUGACGCUUUCUUGGACGCUCUGGUCAACUACGAUAAGGAGAACAUCCAUCCUGAGAUCAUGAAGGCGAUCCAGCCUUACCUGAAGGAUUCGGAGUUUGAACCGGAGUUUGUACGGAGCAAGUCAGCGGCUGCUGCUGGUUUGUGUGCGUGGGUGAUCAACAUCAUCAAGUUCUACGAGGUUUACUGUGAUGUAGAACCGAAGCGGAAAGCUUUGGCUCAGGCAAAUGCUGAUCUGGCAGCAGCCCAAGACAAGUUGGCUGUGAUCAAACGGAAAGUUGCGAGUCUAGAAGAACAACUCGCAAGAUUGACUGCGGACUUUGAGAAAGCGACCUCGGAAAAGCUGAGGUGUCAAGAGGAAGCAGACGCAACCUCCAGAACUAUCCAGCUGGCCAAUAGGCUGGUGGGAGGACUGAGCUCGGAAAACGUCCGCUGGGCAGAGGCGGUCGCUAAUUUCAUGCAGCAAGGAACUACACUCCCUGGAGAUGUUCUUCUCAUCACAGCCUUCAUCUCUUAUGUUGGCUGCUUCACUAAACAGUUCCGACUUGAUCUGCUCAACAAACUGUGGCUGCCUUUCUUACGAACUCUAGAGCCUCCAGUUCCUAUCACUGAGGGCCUAGAUCCGUUGACUUUACUGACAGACGACGCUCAGAUUGCUAUCUGGAACAACGAGGGACUGCCUUCUGAUCGGAUGUCUACAGAAAACGCUACAAUCCUCUCCAACUCUGAUCGGUGGCCUCUCAUGAUAGAUCCUCAGUUGCAAGGAGUAAAAUGGAUCAAGCAGAAGUACGGGGAGGGUCUCGUAGUGAUCCGGCUGGGUCAGAGGGGAGCAAUGGAGACGUUGGAGAGUAGCUUGACCCAGGGGAAGACAGUUCUGUUGGAGAAUAUCGGAGAGAACUUGGACCCAGUGCUGGACCCGCUGCUAGGCCGCAACCUCAUCAAGAAGGGCCGGGCCAUCAAGAUGGGCGACAAGGAAGUGGAAUACAACCCCAACUUCCGUCUGAUCCUGCACACCAAACUGGCCAACCCACAUUACAAACCGGAGAUGCAGGCGCAGACGACGCUCAUCAACUUCACUGUCACACGAGAUGGACUGGAGGAUCAGCUGUUGGCUGAAGUCGUCAAGGCAGAACGACCUGAUCUUGAGGAGCUCAAGGCAGAGCUUACAAAACAACAAAACGAUUUCAAGAUCGCUCUGAAAACACUUGAGGACGAUUUGCUUUCUAGACUUUCAUCAGCUGGUGGCAACAUCCUCGGUGACACUGCGCUAGUAGAGAACCUAGAGACGACUAAACGUACUGCAGCGGAGAUCGAGCAGAAAGUCGCAGAGGCAAAAAUCACCUCAGCGAAGAUUGACGAGGCUCGAGAACAUUACAGACCUGCGGCAGCGAGAGCUUCCCUGUUGUACUUCAUACUCAACGACCUCAACACUAUCAACCCGAUCUACCAGUUCUCUCUAAAGGCAUUCUGUGUGGUAUUUCAAAAAGCUAUUGAUAAGGCAGAAGCGGCUGCAGAUGUUGAGACCAGAGUCCUGAACCUCAUAGACUGCAUCACAUAUUUUGUGUUUGUUUACACUACUCGAGGAUUGUUUGAAUGUGAUAAACUCAUCUUCUCAUCGCAGAUGGCUUUUCAGAUUCUGCUGAUGAACGAGGAGAUUCAGCCGCAGGAGUUAGACUUCCUGCUGAGGUUUCCGAUCACUCAGCACGUCAGCAGCCCUGUGGACUUUCUGUCCAACACAAGUUGGGGCGGAAUACGUAGUCUUUCCAGCAAGGAUGAGUUCCGAAAUCUGGACCGGGACAUUGAGAGCUCGUCCAAGAGGUGGAAGAAGUUUGUCGAGUCCGAGUGUCCUGAAAAAGAGAAGUUCCCGCAGGAGUGGAAGAACAAGACAGCUCUUCAGCGACUCUGUAUGAUGAGAGCUUUGCGGCCUGACAGGAUGACGUAUGCUGUCGCAGUGUUCAUUGAAGAGAAGCUGGGGGCAAAGUACGUUGAAGGUAGAAGUAUUGAAUUUGCCAAGUCCUUCCAGGAGUCUAGUCCUAGCACACCAGUGUUCUUCAUACUCUCUCCUGGAGUAGAUCCACUUAAGGACGUGGAGGCGCUUGGCAAGAAGCUAGGGUUCACCGCAGACACUGGUAACUUCCACAACGUGUCCCUGGGCCAAGGGCAGGAGGUGGUGGCUGAGGAGGCGAUGGACAUGUCCGCCACCAACGGCCACUGGGUCGUGCUGCAGAAUAUCCAUUUGGUGAAGAAGUGGCUCCCAGCGUUGGAGAAGAAGCUUGAAAACUUGGCAGAAACUGCUCACUCAGACUACCGAGUCUUCAUGAGUGCAGAGCCUGCCUCUACUCCUUCUGCUCAUAUUAUUCCUCAGGGCAUUCUGGAGUCGUCCAUCAAGAUUACCAAUGAGCCUCCCACGGGGAUGAUGGCCAAUCUACACAAAGCCUUGGACAACUUCGGCCAGGAGACGCUGGAGAUGUGCUCCAAGGAAGCUGAGUUCAAGGCCAUCUUGUUCUCUUUGUGUUAUUUCCACGCUGUGGUCGCGGAACGUCGCAAGUUCGGGCCGCAAGGCUGGAACAGGGUCUAUCCCUUCAAUGUUGGUGACUUGACCAUCAGUGUCAGUGUGCUGUACAACUAUCUGGAGGCCAACUCCAAGGUGCCGUGGGAAGAUCUGCGUUAUUUGUUCGGUGAGAUCAUGUACGGAGGCCACAUCACUGAUGACUGGGAUCGCCGAUUGUGCAACUCUUAUCUUGAAGAACUCAUGCAACCUGACCUGGUUGACGGUGAGUUGUUCCUGGCGCCAGGAUUUUCGGCUCCACCCAACACAGACUACCUAGGCUAUCACACAUACAUAGACGAGUGCAUGCCUCCUGAGAGUCCUUAUCUGUACGGUCUCCAUCCCAACGCUGAGAUCGGCUUUCUGACCACCACCUCGGAGAACCUGUUCCGCACUGUGUUUGAGAUGCAGCCGAGAGAAGCCGGAGCAUCUAGCGGAACUACUGUGACUCGGGAGGAUAAGGUAAAACAAAUAGUGGAUGAGAUUCUAGAAAAGCUACCUGAAGAGUUCAACAUGACCGAGAUCAUGGGGAAGGUGGAGGAACGAACUCCGUACGUGAUCGUCGCCUUUCAGGAAUGUCAGAGGAUGAACCAUCUGACAGGAGAGAUGAAGAGAUCCUUGAGAGAACUAGACCUGGGACUCAAGGGUGAGUUGACCAUCACGUCUGACAUGGAGGAUCUGGAGAAUGCUCUGUUCUUGGACCAAGUCCCCGUCAUCUGGACACAGAGAGCGUACCCGUCACUGCUCGGGCUCACCUCAUGGUUUGCCGAUCUCCUUCUACGACUGAGAGAGCUGGAGACUUGGUCUACGGACUUUGUUUUGCCAUCGUCUGUGUGGCUGGCUGGUUUUUUCAACCCGCAGUCCUUCCUCACGGCUAUCAUGCAGAGCACAGCCCGUAAAAACGAGCUGCCUCUGGAUAAAAUGUGUCUUCAGUGCGACGUCACGAAGAAGCAGAAAGAAGAUUUCUCGUCAGCCCCCAGAGAUGGAGCCUAUGUACACGGCCUGUACAUGGAGGGAGCUAGAUGGGACAUACAGCAAGGCGUCAUCCUAGACUCACGGCUCAAAGAGCUCUUUCCUCACAUGCCUGUCAUCAAUAUAAGAGCCAUAACUCAAGACAAGCAGGACAUGAGGAACAUGUACGAGUGUCCUGUGUACAAGACUCGGACUCGAGGUCCGACCUACGUCUGGACGUUCAACCUCAAAUCUAAAGACAAGCCGGCAAAGUGGACGCUAGCAGGAGUGGCGCUGUUACUGCAGAUAUAAGGGGUGGAACACUGUUUAUUUAUUUUUAUCUUUAGCAGCAACCAAGGAGUAAAACUUAGUUUUAAUUUUUUUCUUAGUCGUUGAGUUGUUAGUUACCAAAAAAAGGGUUUGUAAACGGAAGGUUCUGAGGCAAAAUUCAACCAACAAAUCAAAUAAGUAUUUGACAAGUUUUCAGAUAUCCAAUCAGCAAACAAUUUAGACCUAUGACAAGUUUCAAGAGUGAAAUAUUUACAAAAAUUAAAUGUUACAUCUGUAUACUUAAUUCUCAAGCUCUUUAGGCGAUAUUUGUUUUUAAGUAUGUCUAGCUGAGAGAAACUAGUCCUGACAGAAUAUUUUCAGUCGCUUUAAUCAAUUUAUUUACAAAUUUAAAAUGCUACUAUAUAAUAAGUUAAUUUACAUAAACUAAGUUGUUUAUUAUUUUAAGUGAGACAUAAAAUGAUAUAGAAGCUAUAAUUUAUCCUGUAAUACAGUAGACUCUCGCUCACCCCCUAACUAAUGUGGCGGACGUCCGGUCCUGAUUACGAUAAAUCCGGUUAUCGAGAGUUGAGCAAAUAAAUACAGUAAUGUAA
This is a messenger RNA of Macrosteles quadrilineatus (aster leafhopper), 13973 nucleotides long. RefSeq names its product dynein beta chain, ciliary (gene Dhc93AB). Lineage: Eukaryota; Metazoa; Arthropoda; Insecta; Hemiptera; Cicadellidae. Gene Ontology annotation, cellular component: dynein complex. Gene Ontology annotation, biological process: microtubule-based movement. The transcript has 80 exons. The coding region runs from base 1 to 13404 and encodes 4467 amino acids. Gene Ontology annotation, molecular function: dynein intermediate chain binding; ATP hydrolysis activity; minus-end-directed microtubule motor activity. The record is from RefSeq and is a predicted model, not a curated record.